Babesia sp. Xinjiang is the source of this 2232-nucleotide messenger RNA. RefSeq lists its product as uncharacterized. Lineage: Eukaryota; Apicomplexa; Aconoidasida; Piroplasmida; Babesiidae. The coding region runs from base 1 to 2232 and encodes 743 amino acids. The record is from RefSeq and is a predicted model, not a curated record. The transcript is spliced from 3 exons.
AUGGAAGGCACUGGAAGUGACGACCGCAGCAACGAGAAAGACGAUGCCCCCAGCGCUGAUAAGUACGCUGCAGAAGUGUCCAAUGAAGCUGCUGUGGUUCAAUCAGGUUCCGAACUCGGGUGUGAUGGAGCUUUGAGUAAUUUUCAUGAGGCAGUAAAACAGGGAGGAUUUGAUCAACAGUUGACGGAUCUAAUUUUGUCUGAACCUGAUCGAAAAAAACGACCAGAGGACCAAAUUCCAUUGGAAAAAUGCGAUUGGUUCAACACUGAUGACCCCAUGGAUUCGGAAGAUGAACUAUUUGCACGUGAGUAUUGCAGCCAACGUGUCCCGGACAUGGGUGCCAUUUACGAGAAGAUGGAUCCACAUGGUGUUCGUAAAUACGCGCACCACUCAGUGUCAACAAUGGAGCGUACUUUGGGGCGUGUUUACCAGGUGAAUCAGCCGCUGUUUGAUGAGGAAGCUGUCAACGAGAGCCACAACACUUAUGAGUUGCCGUCGCACUUACAGGAAGAUUCUGAUACGACCGACAAAACACCUAUUAAUGAGGACGAGACUACACACCGAGUAUCGGACAACAUUAGAGACACUUCAGGUGACGACAUUUCGCCUGAUGGUUCGGAACCUAGCGACUCGGAUGAAUAUGAACUCUCUAUUGAAGACUCUGACGUUGACACAAACGACAGUGUGAUAGAAGACGAUGCGUUUCGUUACUUUGUGAAGCUACCGAUGCUUUCCUGGACUACCUCCGACAGAGAUGCAUUGGAAACCGCUCGUGCUAAAUUGUCGAGUUACAACCGCCACUACAAGGAGAAACCUCGAGAACCGGGUAUAAGCAGCCCUUAUUCAGUGUUCACUUCGGAACCAUGCAGUGGUGUCGGUGUUAGCGACGGUUCGUGCGAUAUGUCUCUGUCUGAGGAGCUGGCAGCAUUGGGAACUGUCAAGAUGGACCCUAUAGAGUUACACAUUGAGGAAUACACGCACAGUGACCUUUUGAACGACAUUGACGCAUACGAAGCAGCUGAGUACCCACCUGAAGUGGCUGAGAUAUGCACUUCUGAUGCUGACUUGCCCAUUUUUACUAUGGCAGACUUUGUACCCCGUUACUCCGACGUCAAUGUGGUGGAUCCUCAAAUUUACGUUUCCGUACCGAAAUCGAGCAUUAAGGAAAGUGAAACAGGUAUGACUGUGGUGAACGAAGGAUUUCUUGUAAAACGGGUUCGCGACAAACGGCUGGGUCACCAAGUAUCUGACAUUCCACUUGUAUCUGAACCUCAGAUUGGUACUAUUUUGAUACCAAACGAGUUCGGCUAUAUGGAUCAGAAUAUUCGUUAUUUGGCUGACGAGAUUGGCGUGAUAUCACGUUCAUUGGUCUUUGUUCCGGAUAUUUCCGAUAAUGACCUUGUCUUUUCGCUAACCCUGAACAGGUUGAUAAAGUUGAUACAAACAACGUUUAACGUUGAUCGUAUAGCGUUGGUAGCACUUGGAAGUCAGGGUCGUAGGGUGAUUCAUUACACCUAUACUGCUAUGCUUGAGACUGUGCAGCGCACGCUGAACGAUUUUAAAGAGGUUGACCCUAAGUUUGAACGCGAUAAGUACCGUAGUUUGAGCAACUUUGGUCGACUGCAUAACAUUGUACGGCGCCAAAGCACAACGAUGCUGGAUGAUAUAGUCCGUGGUAUCCAGGCUAUUGAGCACAACGAGAGCAUAAAGGCCGCUGAACGGUCACGCGACUACAAUGUUGUGAAGCCACUAUCUAACAUUUUGCAAAGUAUCGUUUUGUGGGACAGCGUAGGUGUCAAUUUCAAAGAGGUUGCUGAGCUAGGCGUGCCAGUGCUGUUCAAUAUGUCAAACCGCGUCAAUCUGUUUGACGGACUACUGCGUCUAGAUAACCCAAAGUUCCUUGUGCAAAAGGAGCGGUGCCUAAAGAAUGAUAGCCGCGUUCCCAUAAAUAUGUUUGACUUUUUGGAUGGGGAACUACCUCGUGAUCUCUCUGAUGUGAUCACUGAGCAUGUGCGUCUGCGUUAUAUCAAUAGAGGGGACAGUGCAGCAGAUGAAUUGGAUACGUACCACAUGAGUACCAAUCAUACAGGUAUUGAUGUUUACAUAAACGUGUUCAAGCAGGCUUCCGGCCACUUCUACAUGAAGAAGCCGGAUGCGCCGACUUGCGAAUUGACUUCGAUGGGCAAUGCAAUCCUUUCAUGUGCAGACUGGAUAAGCAGCUGGUGCUUCUGA